Messenger RNA from Hirsutella rhossiliensis, 2043 nucleotides. RefSeq names its product kinase. The transcript has 2 exons. The record is from RefSeq and is a predicted model, not a curated record. Gene Ontology annotation, molecular function: ATP binding; protein kinase activity. Gene Ontology annotation, cellular component: spindle midzone; chromosome passenger complex; spindle pole centrosome. Bases 1 to 2043 code for a protein of 680 amino acids. Gene Ontology annotation, biological process: protein phosphorylation; mitotic spindle organization; regulation of cytokinesis. NCBI's taxonomy places the organism in Eukaryota, Fungi, Ascomycota, Sordariomycetes, Hypocreales, Ophiocordycipitaceae.
AUGGACGACGACCCGUCCCCGCCGACGACUUCCCACGAGCCCUUCGUCACCAUUACCCAUGACUCCGACGCCGCCGUCCAGAACACGGCUCCCCUGGUCCGCUCCGAUACCGACACCCCAGUCCAAGCACCCCCUCUGGCCCGGACAUGUUCUGAAGAUGACGCCGCCUCCUCGGCCUCGCUGCCGGCCGCAGACGACAAGACUCUACAAAGCCCUUCAACACCGCUGCGUAUUUCCACCGAGAUCUCGGUUCCCGCGCUCGCCACCGCCGGCCUUGCCCGCCGCGGCUCGCUGAGCGCCAACGCCAACCUCUCCACGCCUCGAGCCGUGACUCACAAGGCCUCCCAUAACAGCCUGCAGCCCCUGUCCAGGACCCCGAGCCUUAGGUCUUCCGUCGCACACGGCUUUGGAUCCGCGGGCGGAAGUAGUAGCGCCAUCCCGAGCCCCGUCAUCGCCGCCAUGGGCGAUAUGACGCCUCUUCCGAGCCCCCUCCUCUCCAGCGAUUCCCCCGGCCCGUGGAGGAGACUAAGCAUCGGCUCCGGGUCGCCACCUCUGGUUCGUGCUCGGUUGGCCUGCAUGGGCCAGGUCUCGGUCCUCGUCACGAACAAUGGCGAGUCGGUCGAGUCGGCUGCCGCAAACGCGCCCAAGCGCAAGAUGUACGCGGCAAUGGACGCGGCCAACACGGCCCCGCAUCCCGAACAGCCGCAGCCGCAGCAUGCACACCAGCCCAAGAACCGCAGCAUCAGCGAAUACAUUCCGAAUCCCGUAAGUGGGCCCAAGAGGCCGGUGAUCGUCUCUGGCUCCCACGCCGAGAUUGGCGCCAGAGACCAAGAGUCGCAAAUGCGAAGGGAGCUCAACUAUGCCGAGUCUCGAGGCUUGACCCCGACCGUCACACAGCCUCCCACUCCUCCCCCGAGCGAGUCGUCGAGAGACUCGAGCGACGGCAGCAAGCUCAAGGAUCAAGGCUAUGAAUACUUUGAGGCCCGCGCCCGCAGCGACCGUAAGAUGCGGCGUUGGAGGUCCAUUGGCUUUCUCGGCCAGGGCACCUUUAGCCGGGUCAUCUUGGCAACUAGCCAGGCGGUUCCCGAUGGCGAUUCCGGCGAGCCCAGUGCAGCCACACCAACGACGCCCGUAACGGAGUGCAGCGUGGCUCGCAGGAAGCUCGUGGCCGUCAAGGUGUGCGAGCACGGCCCGCGGGGCGGCGCGUCCGAAGAGCGCGUCGAGAUGAGCCUGAAGCGCGAGCUCGAGAUCUUGCAAAGUAUAAACCACCCGUCGCUGGUCAACCUCAAGGCCUGGAGCAUAGAGCCCACGAGGGCCAUUCUCGUACUCAACUAUUCCCCCGGCGGCGAUCUCUUCGAGGUGGCGACGGCGCACCGGGCGGUUCUGACUUCGUCGCUGUUGAGGAGGAUGUUUGCCGAGCUGGUCGGCGCGGUGCACUAUCUGCACGAGAGGAGGAUCGUGCAUCGAGACAUCAAGCUUGAGAAUGUCCUCGUCAACCUGAGCCCGGCCGAGCUGGCAGACCCGACAAUGGACUGGGCUACCUUGCCGCAGUCGGUCGUCACCUUGACGGACCUCGGCCUCUCCCGCCGCGUCGCAGACGACGAGAAGCUCGAGACUCGAUGUGGGUCGGACGACUACGCAGCCCCCGAAGUCAUCAUGGGCCAACCGUACGACGGCCGGGCCAUUGAUGCCUGGUCUCUGGGCGUCCUGCUCUACGCCCUCCUCGAGGCCCGGCUGCCGUUUGACCCCCACCCGGGCAUGAGCGACGCCCAUCGCAUGCGCAGUCGCACGAGCCAUCGGAUCGCGAGGGUCGAGUGGCGCUGGAUCGAAUAUGCCGGGGAGGAUGGCGACCACGAGGGCAAUUUGGCCAAGUUUGAGGAGCGGGGCCUCGCCGGCGCCAUGGAAAUCACCGAGGGGCUCCUCAAGCGGGCGCGGAGCCGCUGGAGCGUUGAAAAGGUGACUGCGCAGCCGUGGGUGCGAGACGCCGUCCAGGUCGACGGCGGACUUCAAUUCUGGGAAGAGGACGAGGCCGAGGAAGUGUAG